Messenger RNA from Staurois parvus, 564 nucleotides. The record is from the annotation of a GenBank genome assembly. NCBI's taxonomy places the organism in Eukaryota, Metazoa, Chordata, Amphibia, Anura, Ranidae.
CCAAUGAUGGGGUGCUAUUCUUCCCACUGACACCAAUGACGGGGCACGAUUCCUCCCACUGACACCAAUGAUGGGGCACUAUUCCUCCCACUGACACUAAUGAUGAGGCACUACUCCUCCCACUGACACCAAUGAUGGGGCACUAUUUCAUCCACUGACACCAAUGAUGGGGCACUAUUCAGUCAGUGGGAGGAAUAGUGUCCCAUCAUUAGUGUCAGUGGGAGGAAUAUGGAAGGAAUAGUGCCCCAUCGUUGGUAUCAGUGGCGGGAAAAGUGCCCCAUCAUUGGUAUCAGUCGGGAGAAUAGUGCACCAUCAUUGGUGUCAGUGGGGGGGGGGGGAAUAGUGCCCCAUCGUUGGUGUCAGUGGGGAGGAGGAAUAGUGCCCCAUCGUUGGUGUCAGUGGGGGAGGAACAGUGCCUCAUCGUUGGUGUCAGUGUGGAGGAGGAAUAGUGCCUCAUCGUUGGUGUCAGUGGGGGGAGGAAAAGUGACUCAUCGUUGGUGUGAGUGGGGGAGGAAUAGUGCCCCAUCAUUGGUGUCAUUGUGGAGGAGGAAUAGUGCCCCAUUG